Molecule: messenger RNA, 499 nt
Organism: Somion occarium
Lineage: Eukaryota; Fungi; Basidiomycota; Agaricomycetes; Polyporales; Cerrenaceae
Source: the annotation of a GenBank genome assembly
GAAUUCAUACUCUCAUGCGAUUGGUGCGAGGACGCUUAUUUGUUCUUUUUCCCUUGUCUAUCCUUUUUUUCUCAUUGUUCUCUUUUUUUCGCCCUUGUCUGCGCCGCACAUUAAUGCUUUUGAAAUACCGUUAUCUGCUGCUUUCAUCUCUAUGGAUCUGGGUAUCGGAGAACAUGACCCCAUACCACCUGUCUAAAUCUCAUCGGACAUUUUGUAUCUAUGCUUCGUCGACGUCUAAGCCCCGGUAUAAAGUAAACAUGAGAAUUGAAAAUGCCAUCAUUGCAGUCAAUUGUCGUUUGAAGUUACCGACCGAGGAUCCUCCGAGUCUAGGUGGAAAGGUUUCGAUCGUGUUUCAUUUUCUUGCUUGUAGUUAGUGAGUUACUUAUCAUGAUCUACGGUGUAUAAGGAGGUGCUAGGUACCCAAGUUGCCGGUUUGCCAAGGAGUGAUCUUGACUCUGGCUCGUAAACAUCGGCACUAGGGCCUCUUGGCGAUUGUUUA